Molecule: messenger RNA, 2780 nt
Organism: Saccoglossus kowalevskii
Lineage: Eukaryota; Metazoa; Hemichordata; Enteropneusta; Harrimaniidae
Product: inhibitor of Bruton tyrosine kinase-like
Molecular function (GO): protein binding
Source: RefSeq, a predicted model, not a curated record
GGAAAACUGAAAAGGAUAAAUCUGCUUGGAAUUGUGUGGAACCAAAAAACUUAAUGAUAGCUUUAUUUUUGCAUUUGAGCCAGUGAAUAUAUACUUGCCAAGAAACAUUGACUUAUCAGUAUUACAACAUUAUUUUUUUUUUUCACUGAAUUAUUUUUUCUUGCCAUUGAAAACAAGAUACUCAAUAUAAUUGAGUAAUUAUUUUUAUAUAUAAGAAAGCUGUGGAUUUUAUCCAUGUGUGUUGGUGUUCAGCACUGCUGAAUGUGAACCUGAAUUUGAACACUACAGAAAUAUUGAGUUAACAACUUCUGACCAUGGAUACACAUCUAUUAGACUGUGACUGUACAUCGAAAUGUCGAUCCAAACAACACGCAUCAGACUUACUGACCCUGGUCACUAGGGGCAACCUGUCUCAAAUCCAGGCAUAUUUCAACCACUGUUACAACAGCUGUACCAUCACCGAUGAAUUUGGUAGAAAUGUACUGCACAUGGCUGCAUCAUGUCGCAAAUGGGAAGUAGUGGAUUGGCUGUUGACGGAGAAGAAAAUCAACCACCAAGUGAAAGAUAUUGAGUCUGGCUGGACUGCCUUACAUCGAAGUAUUUUCUAUGGUCAAAUAACCAACUUAUGGAUUUUGACAUUACAGCAUGGUGCUAGUCUGACAAGCCAAGACAAAGAAGCACUGACACCACUAGAUAUUAUUAGGCUAGACAGGCCAGCAUAUGUGGAGUUUCAACCCACUGGUCCAACUGAUGUGUACACCUGGGGGACAAAUGCUAAUUUUACUUUGGGGCAUAGUAACCAGCAAAGUCGCAAACAUCCUGAUCUGGUAGAAGAAUUUGCAAAGAAAAGUAUAAGUAUCAAACAGGUCGUGGUAUGUAAGUACCACUCUGUGUUCCUAUCUCAUAAUGGUCAAGUCUAUACAUGUGGACAUGGUCAGGGUGGCCGACUAGGACACGGCAAUGAGCAAACAUACCUAACUCCUAGAAGUCUUGACACCAUGGCUGAUAUCAAGUGUACACAAAUUGCUGCUGCCAGAGACCACACUGUUAUGCUGGCUGAAGGGGGUGUGGUCUACACAUGUGGUUUGAAUUCCUGCCACCAGCUGGGACAGCCACAACUGGGAUCAAAGUACACUACACCAAAACCGAUACUGACCAAGUUAUUGAAAGGCAAAGUUAUUACCGGCAUAGAGGCAUGUAGGUUUCAUACUGUGUUAUAUUGUUCUGAUACUGUCUUCACAUUUGGACUCAAUGCAGGACAAUUAGGUUUCCCUAAAGGAGAGCAAUAUAUCCAAUAUCCUAAGAAAGUUUCCUCCCUUGAUCACAAGGAGACUGUGAUAUCACAUGUAGCUGCUAGUGCCGCUGUCACUGUGUGUUCUACUGUCAAAGGAGACAUCUAUAUACUACAUGGGUAUCAAUGCAGGAAGAUAGCCACUAAGCAAAUCAAUGUUAUAAAGUUGGUUGCACAUGGUGGAAACUUAGAUAAUGAUGUAGAUAAAGAUUUAUUACAAAGGGAGAAAGGAGAUGAACUUACUGUGUUAGUAUUAACUGCUUCUGGAAAGGUUUUUUGCUGGAAACGUUCUGAUAAAAGUGUUUUGAAAAGAUGCUGUUGGAACUACAGUCGUCAGAUCUUCAUGUCAGACAUGGCCAUCAGUAAACAACACAUGGCAUUUAUAACACCACAUGGUGAGGCAUUCAUGGCAUGCUUCAGUAAGAAGAAAACCAAGACAUCACCUGCUUCAAGUUUACUUGCAAGGAGUCCAUCGGUAGAAGCAUUCACUUUGUCAGCUGAGGUAGAGUUAUUGGAGAAGGAGGAGAUAGAGGAAAUCUCUCUGCAGAGGUUGGCACUUGUUAACAGAGCUGUCAGAAUCACAUCUGAUCCUUCCGGGCAGAAUUUUGCUGUUUUACAGUCGGAUCCCAAAACCAGUUUGGUUGAUGUGCCUAGUGUUAGUGACUCUGGUAUUGGUAAACAACUGAAAACAUUUCUUGAAGAAACCAACAGUCUUGAUAAUAUUCAUGAUGUUAUCCUUAAAGUACAGGGUCAUGAAAUUCCUGCUCACAAAUACAUUCUAGCUUCUCGCUGCGAGUACUUCCGAAAGAUUCUGUCUUCACAGAAAUCUGAAGGUAAAAAGUAUAAGGUUGAUUCAUCUUCUGGUCGUUCUGUGCAAGUGAUUGAGGUGGAGAAGACUAACUAUGAGAUGUUUCAGAUGCUAGUGCAGUAUAUAUACACUGAACAUUGUGAAAUGCUUAAUCCAGGAUAUAAGAUCAAAUCUAGCAAGAAAUCUGGAUGGGAAACCGUAGAUUCAGGAAUUGAUUUUGAUCUGGAUGCUGAUUUUGAAGAGUUAGACAUAUGCGAUAUUGAUGGCAGGGAAUCUGCUUUUGAGAUUCACAAGGGACAGAAGAAGAAAACACGGAAGGAGAAUAAGAAGUCUGGAAAGAGGAGGAAUAAGUCUUUGAAUGAAGAAGAUGAGAAUGAUAAAAAGGUUAUCAGUGGCCCAGUUAAGAACUUGCAAAGUUUAGCUAAGAAGUUUGGAGUUCCAGGACUUGCUAAUAGACUUGACAGUGCCAAGUGCUCUAAAGGUGUCAUAUAUGGUAUAAAGAAACCAAAUAAAAAAUUGAGAUUUGAAAGAAAUAAGCACAGACACCUGUGUGAUGUUAGCAUACAGACUGAUGAUGGUGAAGCUUUACAGUGUCAUAAAUGUGUGUUGGUGGCAAGGUUGGAAUACUUUCGUAGUAUGUUAGGCAGUGGAUGGUUUGAGAAUGAGUUCUGUAGAUAUUGA